Molecule: messenger RNA, 8330 nt
Organism: Pelobates fuscus (common spadefoot toad)
Lineage: Eukaryota; Metazoa; Chordata; Amphibia; Anura; Pelobatidae
Gene: C2CD3
Product: C2 domain containing 3 centriole elongation regulator
Exons: 33
Coding region: 33-6971 (2312 amino acids)
Biological process (GO): centriole elongation; cilium assembly
Cellular component (GO): centriole; centriolar satellite
Source: RefSeq, a predicted model, not a curated record
UGACCGGGAGGGAGAGCAGAUAGCGGGACAGCAUGAAGAACCGGAGAAACAAGACCAGCAAGCCGGGGGCCCGGCACAAACCAGGAGCCACUGACAUUUCUCCUUCCACAAGUCUUCCUCCUCUGGUAGAAGGCCAGCUGCGAUGUUUCCUAAUUGUGACAGUCAGUAAAGUCCUCUGGACUGUACUCAAUCCCCCUUCUUCAGUGCUCGUGAGACUUCGCUGGUGGGGGGAGACCUCAAAUGGCACCAUCUUCAGACCAAGAGUCAACUCCCAGACGGAACAUAAAGCUGUUAAAACCACUACUCGUUAUGCUGUUCGCUGUGGUCCCAAACAGUUUAGCUCCUAUCUGACAGAUAUGGGCUCCAUGGUACUCGAUAUAAUGACCAAACUGGGUCAUCUUCCAAUUGGCCGCGUUCAAAUAAAUGGGAUUUCUCGGCUUUCCCCAUCCCAACCAAUCAGAGGCUUCUUUACUAUUGUGUCACCAACGUCUGAGAAACUAGGAGAGCUGCAGGUGUCUGUGGCUCUGGAGCCAUUGUCUGAGACGUACGACAGUAGCAGCUCUAUUCAAAAUACAGACAUAAGUGUGGACACUGCUCUGUCUGUAGGAAAGUGUAACCGUAAAGUUGAGGUGGAAAAUCCAUUACAAACAAGGACAUUAUCUGAGAGUAGCAGGGCCUCCACACCCAGAGGAAAAGAUUAUUUGUACUUCCAAGAAAAUGCAGACCCCAAUAAAUUGUCCUUAAAAGGUUAUCAUGAGUUGAUGCGGACAGAGAAUCCAAUCACAGCUGCUCCUAACAUGCAUGAAAACCGGAGUGCUACACAGAGUCCAUCCUCUGCACCUGCAACAAAGGAUUUAAUUUCAGUUCUUCUGGACCAAGGAAACAAACUGAGGGAUGCCAUGGUUGUUUCUGCCCUCCAAUCCGAUCCCAUUGAUGACCCUGAUGUGGACCUGAAGUUAUCGCCUGAGCUGAAUAAAGAUCUCUAUAGUUUCUUUAGAACUAGAGGUCACUCAGACGUUCUAAAGAUCCAUAAUUCUCCAUCAAGUAAGGGUAUUUUCCUUCAUCAAGGGAGGAACACCGUGCUGGACGUAGAGACUCCCAGUGAGUCCAAGGCAAUAGAACUGAUCUUGGGCAGCUCUUCUUUGUCGCCUGGCUACUAUUGGGAUGGAACAGGAUCACCCCCAGAAUCCAUAUCCGGGAGUGACAUGUACAAUGAAAGCGAGUUCAACGACCCACAGUAUGACCUGAGCCUUUUGGAGAACCUUUUCUAUACAGCGCAUAAAUCAGACAGCAGCCUCAGUGACCUCGUCAGCGAUGAUGAUGAUCCCACGGAAUCUCUGAGAAGGAAGUCUAAGCGAAUCACUGUCAAACAUCGAGGACCACAGCUGGACCAAGCUGCUCGCAAAGAAAACAUAUUGCUCGAGAAUUCUGGUCUCACGGUUCCUGAGCGGUCAUUGAAGAACUCUGUAAAAUCUAAUUCUGUGGAUUUAACAGUGGACCGAUUGGCGCAGUUAGGUCGGAUGCAUGUUGCUCGAGUUGUUGUGGACACAUUAAAGAUUCAUCCAGACAAAUGGGCUAUAGAGAGCAAGAUAAACAGCAAAGGGAAACCACCUCGCCCAGCGACAUCCAUCAAACGAACAUUUUUUGUGGAAUUCCAUUUCCCAGUUUCUUCGAAAACAAAAGGAGACAUUACCCUGGCAAAUGAAAUUACUCGACUGGUCUCAAACAAGAUUGUUAGCGGAUUUGUGAAGUUCCAGCAGCGAUUCGUGUUUCCAGUCCUAUUCAGUGGAAGGAUGAUUGAGCAUUGGUGGAACACAGACCUAAUAUUCAAAAUUUUCCUACGUAACGGAGCCCAGAAAAAGCCAGGACUUGUGGGCUCCGCUAACCUUCCUCUACGUGACGUUCUGCUGUCUCAGGGUCUUUCUGUAAGCUGCAAUCUUGAUGUGCACGAAACAGAGCCACAACAGGAGACCUCAGACGUGGGACCAUUGCAGAUUUCUGUAGAGCUUGCUGGUGAAAGCAAAGAACUUACACGUGCCGCUUCGGGGAACAAUGAAUCUACAAAACAAACCCCACAAUCCUCAGUCAAUCAUAGCGUGACUUUCGCAGAACCAGAAAUUCCUGCAGUUUUGGCCAGUGAGCAUUCUUCACAGACUCAGCCAAUAUCCCACAUCCCAGCAGCCAAGGUCAAUGCCCCCCCUCAUAUUGCAGCUGAAGGACCACGAGUACCAUUAUCCCAGCAGCAAGCAAUCGAGGAGAGUGGGCUAUUGCUGCAUGUUGUACUAAUGGUUCAGGAAGGGAGGGGGUUAAUUCCUGCUGGCAAUGAUUCACUCGCCUCUUGCAAUUCCUACCUGAACUGCAAACUCUUCUCCUCUCCAGAAGCCACUCGUUCUGCUGUAGUGUGGGGCACCACGCAGCCCAUCUUUAACUUUACACAGGUGGCUCCAGUCUCUCUGACAAACCAACUCCUAGAGAGACUGAAUAACAACGUGAUGGUUAUUGAGGUCUGGAAUAAGGUGUCCGGGCCUGGCCGGGACCAGCUUCUCGGACUUGCAAAACUUCCCCUGAACCAGUUCUACAUGUCAUUCAGAGACCCCAAGAUUUCCCUGCUGCUGCUUCAGGCUCAGUAUCCUGUGGUCGCUGUAGACAGUUAUGUGCCGAUUACGGAUGUUUUCAGCGGCAGCGAGAAGGGCAGGAUCAAAGUUUUACUUGCCAUGGGAUCAGGUGACCAGGUUGUGGCAUUGCAGCGUUUAAAACACGAGGAUGGGGAAACACCAUUGAAAAAACAAAUUUCAAGGCCAGCUCAUUUUUUGGAUUCACCGCAGUCCUCCGUACAGACGUCUCGUCCACAGGAAGGAUUGAUGGACCACAUUUUUGAAGUCCACGUGGAGAAUGUGAGAGGUCUCACUCCUCUGCAGUCUACCGUAUGGGGAGAAGCUGAUUGUUUCGUCCAGUACUAUUUUCCCAUGUACUCUCCAAACUCCGGCCCGGGAGUAGACUUGCCUGAGGGUGGUAUUAGUCUGAAGCCUGUACGUACAUCCACAACCCUGUGUGUGCCGGAUCCUGUGUUCAAUGACCGGCAGAGCCAUUCCCUGGUGGCUCCAGCUGAUACCCCCGUGCAGAGGUUACUGCUCAAUGCCUACUCCAAGCAGGGCUUAUCUGGAGGAGGAGGGGUGACAUUUGAAAUCUGGUGCAGGUACUAUUACCCCAAUGUCAGGGAUCAGAUGGUUGCAACAGGAGUUUUACCCUUGUCACGUCUCUGUGCCAUGGUGACCAUGCAGCACCGAGAGGAUGUGGGCAUCCAAGCAUUCAGUCUGCCACUUACUCCAAGGAGCCAGAGCCCUGGAGACAAACACUCACAAUCUUCAGGUUUGCUGAAUGUGAAUGUGACCUACAGACGCUCUGUCAGGAAUGCCAUAGGAAUGUUGGCUACAAAGAUGGCGUCCAUUUCAGUGCAAAUACAUCGAGCCUCAGGUCUGCAGGCGGCUGCCAGAGCGGUUGCAAUGCGUGAUGUUUCAUUUCAAUACAACGCAGAUGUUGGGGUGAAUGCCUUCGUCACGAUUCAGCCGUCUUUCCUGCCAGAUGCAGAGAGGCGCAUUACUCGGACUGUGGCACGGACGUUUUCCCCAGAGUUUGACCACCACUCCGAGUUCCCUUGUAACCUGGUUAUCCAAAGGAGCAACGGGGAGGCAAGCAGCUUGGCCGAGGUCCUGAGUUUCUCGGACAUCGUGUUUUCUGUCCAUCACCAGAGUGUAAUGUCAGAUACUUCAAGUAGAACCCAACCAGCCCGCGAUUACCACUUGGGUGUAGUGAGGAUUCCAGCUAAAGAACUUCUUACCAGGCGAUCAGGUGUCAGUGGCUGGUACCCAAUAACUAUAGAAGAGGAUGCUAAACUUGCUGACGCUCCAUCCAUACUACAAACUAUUGUGGGAGGCCUAGAGCUUUCUAUUGGCUUUUCCCACCACUCAGACAGGGAGCGUGUCCUGGAAGUUGCUCGAGGUCUUGGGUGGACCGAGAGUGAAAAAGACACCCAUGAAGUCAGUGUUUGUGGAGAGGAUGAGUGGCAGCAAAAAGAAGAUCUGAUUACACUGUCUGUCACAAUUCCAAAGAUUUGGCUUCCAGUCCACUGCCUGCUGCUGGCUGGGCAAAACCACAUUCACAGAAGCACUUACUGUUACCUUAGAUACAAGUUCUAUGAUAGAGAAGCAUUCUGCUCCACCCUUGUCAGGCCAAAGCUGUCAGAAGAUGGGCAGCAGGCCACUGUCAUGUUUGAGCAGACCAAAAGCAUGGAGCUUAUGAAGCAUCAGCCACUCGUGUGGUACCUGAGGGAGGAGAGGCUGGAAAUACAGGUCUGGCGCUCCUAUGGAAAAGACACCAGUGGUCCAAGACCUCAAGAUUCAGACCGUCUUCUUGGAUGUGCUUACGUGGCUCUUGGCACACUUUCAGAAAACACUUCUCGUACUCUCACUAUCAGUGGAGUUUACCCACUUUUUAAACGCAACGUAUCAAACCUUUGGGGGGCAGCAGUAAGAGUUCAUCUUGCUCUGAGUUCGGCUUAUCACCCAUCUGUGGCAGCCCGGAGAUUGAGCUACACUGAGGAGAUGAGUCCAAGUGAAGAAGAGGAUUCCAUAGACCACAGUGAAGAAAAACCUGAUCUUUCCAUGAAGAGUCACCAGAUAUUAACCUCACCUAAUGUCCCACUGAAAAGUCCAGACAGCCAUUCUCUGGGUGAAGACUUGGAAAAUACAUUUGCUGUGAACAUAGUGAUUGAAAGGGCAAUGCAUUUAAGCUUAAAAGGGACACCUUUAACUGAGCGAGAAGUGUCCACACCUAGUUGCUGCGUGUCAUUUCCUGUGGCAGGAAGUGCCACCCCUGUCAGUACCCCUGUAAUUGAGAACACAGAUUCUCCAAUAUGGAGCUUCCAAAACCAGACGCGCCUGCCUAAUGAACUUCUCCUGGACCCACAGCAAAGCUUAGUCUUCAAAGUCUGGCACAAAACCGAUGUGGAGCGAGUCCUGGGAUUCGCCUCUGUAGACCUUUCGCCCCUACUGUCUGGUUUCCAAUCAGUUUGUGGCUGGUAUAAUAUUGGGGACUUCACUGGACAAUGCCAAGGCCAAAUUAAAGUAUCUAUCACCCCUCUGGAGAGCAUUGCACAACUAAAAGAGGAAAGACGAGCCAAGAAGGAGACCACCACUGCACGCACGCAGGUGCCAUCACAUGGAUCUUUCAUUUACCCCAAUCUGGUCUGUGAUGCUUUCUCCAGCUACACCGCAAGCCAUACAGAGGACCUGGUCAAUCCCUCCGUUAAUCUGAUUAGUGGAUCCCAUGCUCAUCCCAGGUAUGAGGUGUCUAGUCCUCUGCGUCAUGAGGAGCACAUGAAUAACGUGCGGCGGUUCCAUGAGUCAUUGCAGCAGGCCGAACGCAACACCCACUGCGCUGCACAUCUGGAUUUGCUCAGCCAGUCCUCUCGUACAUCACUGCUAGCCACUCUCAGGAAAAAUCUAAGUGAGCUUGAUGAUAUUCAGAAAUACUUCAACCAGAAGCUGUACAGAUCUCUUUCAAGUCAAAACACCCAAGAGAGCUCUUCCUGUCAGAGUGAGAGGGUCCAGGAGACGCAUCCAAGCCUUGCCCAAAAUCAAGAUGAGUCCGAUACCAAGCUUCUGCUGAGGAAGUCCAGCCUUUUGGUUUCCCAAGUCAGCAGCUUUAUUACAGAUCUCCAGCAAUUACCUAAAAGUGCAAGAUCAACAUCCAGCAUACUUGAAGAGAGUCCUAAUAUUCAGCAUCUAGAUACAAAAGGUCCAGAAUACCUGCAUUCCUCUCAGAAUAAAGAUGGAAGUUCUUUAGGUCUUGGACAUACACAGCUUUUUGAAAGUAAAUCCCCCAAUAUUGCUUCUCCACCAUUCUCCCCGAGGGAUACACCACCACCUCAGGAAGACAUACAUGAUCUAAUGAAAGAAAAAUGUACAAGUGAAGAAGAUCAAUUACUUGAAGAAGAACCACAAGAAUAUUUAGAUGAACGAGAGCUUCAAUAUGUCAGCGAUGAAGAAUUUGAGGUAGACUUUAUUGAACCAAGAACUCUCAAUGAAAUUACAACCAUGACUGAUAGGACCAGCCCCUGGUCCAGCAUCUUAUCAGACACGGAUCCUGACGAAGAUCCCAUUAAAACAGCUGGUCGUGGACAACCUAUUGGUAUUUGGUCCAGUGACAGUUACAGAAAUGAAACUGAUAUUAGAUCUUCAUUCUACCCUGUAGAGGAAAUCAGCAGCCCUAGUGCUGGCUGUGAUGAAUCUGAGUUUGAUCAAAAACAUUCCAUAGUCAAAGACGCAAGUCCAUCAAAUAUUAAUCAAGAAUCCACUGCGCCAGAUGACAUUCAACUACUUUCAACUGGGGUGCAAAGGGUAGAGGAAGAACUGGAAAGAAAUGUGGAUAAUAACGUAGAGGAAUGCAUUAAACCGCUCCCUGUACUUUGUACGGAUCGCACUGAUUCAACAUCGGGCAGUAGUAGUGACCCUGAGAAGACUGAACCUGUUGGUUUAAGUUCUACCAGUAGAUCUGACUCCUCUAUUACUCCUGAGCCAGGUGAUUCCGAGUCAGAUACUCUAUGUGUACCUUCACUUUCACUUCACACUGGUCCAUCUGAUGAGGGCGCUACAGAGCUGUCUAACUUGCCAUCAAGUUCAAAUGCCAAAUCCAGUGACUUGCUAUCGGAUCCUGUUCUUGUUCCAAAUUUCUUCCUUCCACCCCAGCAUUUGGAGGCCUCCAUGAGAUUCCUGAGCCAGUUGCCUGCUCGUCAGUCCUCUGCAGCUCUGAAGGAUGAAACCAACUCUCCGAUCACAAAGGGAAUUCCCUUUCGAAGGCAUCCUCGCCAGAAGCCCAAGUUCACAGCUGCCGACCUUCCAAAGGAAGAGACCAGUCGGAUCGCAAGAAUCUUUGCUGCAAAGUUUUCUAAACCGAAGGACCCAUCCGUGUGAUACUCCAUUUAGGCAAGGUUUAGCUUGUAAUCUGUAUUAUACUUCUCUGCUAGUCUCAGGAAAAUAUUCUGAGAAUAAGUGUGUAUGGUGAGACACGUGCUGCUUCCAUAACUUUGGAAAAUCGUGGACACACUUUGGAGAGGAAUUACCAAAAUGUUAUCACUGUAGCAUUCUGGUUUUAGAAUUCUGGUAACCCAAAUGAAUGCCCUUACCGUGCCUUGAAUCGUCUUAAACUGUGACAUUUACAGUGAAAAUUAUAAAAUAAUUAUUAGUUAAAAAUCCAAAUCAUGGGACGUUACAACAUUAUCCUGCAAAGCUCCCAUAGCAAUUGAAAAAAAACAACAACAACCAAAAACAUUAAGAACUAUGAGCAGUCUUGGAGUAAAAAUAGAAAUGUGAACUGAGGCCGAUUUUAGCGAAGUGCUCCUCAUCUCUUGUAACAGCUCCAUGUGAAUACUCCAUCACAUACAGACUCUGUUCCAUGAUGUCUAUUGCACACACUGGGUUUGCUGCAACGUGUUUGCAUUAUACCGAAUUGUGUUGAUUAUUGAAUUGCCCCAAUAGCUGUCUUAGAAGAGCAGUCUAGAUCCAUGAUGUGUUAGAGGAGUGACUUAAUCUGGGUCUCCGGGGGUUAAAAUUCAAAAAGCUGAGCAUUGUGGGAACAGUAGUGGAAAAACAUCUGCGGAGCCAACAUAAACCUUCGUUGUUUGUCUUCAUGUCAUGAUGGGGCAAUUCUCGGAGAUGUUUAUGUACUAAGAAGGAAUUGUGUGGAUUUGCCAUGGCAAUUUGAACGUUGGUCCAGGAUAGGCAAAUUGUAAACAUUUUCCAGCUUAUCCAUUUUGUGCUAAAUUUGGAAUUCCCUUGAAAAUGUUUACAAUGACCAUUUUGUAGUUUGAUUGACAGCAUACUCUUUGAACUAACUGGUGAAUGCCUUGCGCAGUGGGAUCCUCACUGCUACCGAGUUAGAGGAGAGAUUCUACAGAGCAGCUUAUAGCACGUGUCAUUCAGCCUGGCUGUAGGGGUUCUGCAAGGAUUUACCAGAAUGAAAUGAGCAGAUACCCAAAGCAGCAAUUCUUGGCAGGUGAAAGUCUUGUGUGCACUCUGAUUAAUACAUCUUUGUAAAGCCCCCAACCCUAGUAAUCUGCAACAUUCAGGGAACACCAGACACAAUUAUAGUGCAAUAGAACAUUCUUUUUUUUUUAUUCUUUUUUUUUACUAGAACUGAAAAUGUAAAGUUCGGUUUAGUGAAUAACUCCUUGUCGUUUCUCUGUGACCUCUACAUAGUAACUUCAAUCCACAUCUACACACCAUAAAUGACUCCUCCUUGCUAUUCCAACAUGUAACCUGUGAUAGACAAUA